AAUAUUGACAGUAAAGGACAGUAAUGACUGGUUAAGUUCUGUGGUAAUGACAUUUUAAGACGUCAAAUGAUCCAAAAUGGACGAUAUUUUUAAGAAGGCCAGCUGCACGAAUUGUCAAGAUCUAAUCGACGGUGCUAGGAUCGAGUGCUGCGAAUGCCCCGUUUUCGACCUUUGUCUUCAGUGUUUCGCCGAUGGAGCUGAAAUAGGACCUCACAAGAGCAACCACUCGUACAGAGUUAUCGAUCAUUUGGCCGUAAGGAUUUUUGGUGUACAUGACCCUUGGACGGCUAGUGAACAUUUGAAGCUGUUAGAUGCGGUGCUAGGCAAUUCUUGCGAUAGUUGGGACAGGAUUUCCGCAGCAGUCGCAACUAGAACACCAGCAGAAUGUAAAGAAGUAUACCUAACAAGGUAUGUGAAUGGUAAUCUCGGCUUAGCAUCGUGGGCUAACAUUUCUAAUUCUAUGUUACACGUGGAUAUAGAUGAUCAGGGUUCAUCAUUUGAGAAAGUGUUGGCAAAAAUUCCUCCACUGGAUGUUACAUUUCAACAGGCUGAAAUUUUAGGGUUCCAACCCCUGAGAGACGACUACGAAAGGAAUUGUUAUCCAGAGGCAGAGGCCUUGGUCUCACAUUUGCAAAUAGACGAUCCCAGUGAGACAAGCAUUGAACAAAGUUUAAAGUUGGAUAGGAUUAAUAUGUAUUUGGAUAAAUUAAGGGAGAGACACAGGAGAAAGAGAAUUAUAAAAGAUUAUCAGUUGGUUGCAAAGUACUUUGAGAGUUUAAAUCCCACAAAGAUGCCACCUUCCCCAGCUGAACAAGAGCUUAGAGACAAAAUGAGGCCCUUUGCACGCUUCAUGAACUCUGUGGAGUUUGAGCGUCUUAUUUCUAGUUUGACCCGCGAGAGGGAGCUGCGCAAACGGAUCAAUCACUUGAAAAAGGUCCACGAUAAAGGUUUAACUUCUUCUCAGAGUGAUGUUGCCAUUACCUCAAAUUCUGUAUGGCCUGGGACAGACUGGGAUAUGUUGCCAAGUUCAAGUUACAACAAUUGGAAGGUUAACUUGUCGGAAAGCGAUGGUACUGUUGAAGAAUCUGGCGGUGGUACUGAACUGCGCAAACGGAGCAAUCAUUUGAAAAAGGUCCACGAUAUAGGUUCCACUUCUUCUCAGAGUUAUGUUGCCAUUACCUCAAAUUCUGUAUGGCCUGGUGCAGACUGGAAUAUGUUGCCAAGCUCAAGUUUUGAUGAUUGGAAGGUUAACUUGUCGGAAAGCGAUUCUGAAAACGAUGAUACUGUUGAAGAGUCUGGCGGUGGUACUACGUUAAACUCUGUUCAUUUGAUGAAGAUGGGAAGUACUUCGAAUGCGACGUAUUACAUGGAACAUUAAAAGAAUGAUAUUUUCUUGAAUAUCAGUGUAUUUCUCAGGAAUGUUAGGAAUUAGGAUUUAAAGUAUGACUGGUUGCCUAUAUUCGCAGGAGAAAUAAUAAAUUAUUUUGUCUUUUUUUGUGUAGCAUAGGAGAGUAACAAAAAAUAAGGCUGUUAAGGUUGAAUACAGAUUUUAUUGGUUUAAUAA
This is a messenger RNA of Sitophilus oryzae (rice weevil), 1564 nucleotides long. Its product is annotated as transcriptional adapter 2B-like. NCBI's taxonomy places the organism in Eukaryota, Metazoa, Arthropoda, Insecta, Coleoptera, Curculionidae. Gene Ontology annotation, biological process: regulation of transcription by RNA polymerase II; chromatin remodeling. Gene Ontology annotation, molecular function: zinc ion binding; chromatin binding; transcription coactivator activity. Gene Ontology annotation, cellular component: nucleus; SAGA-type complex. The transcript is spliced from 9 exons. The record is from RefSeq and is a predicted model, not a curated record. Bases 77 to 1378 code for a protein of 433 amino acids.